This is a messenger RNA of Rhodamnia argentea, 1136 nucleotides long. Its product is annotated as adenine phosphoribosyltransferase 4-like. The transcript has 6 exons. Gene Ontology annotation, biological process: adenine salvage. The record is from RefSeq and is a predicted model, not a curated record. Gene Ontology annotation, molecular function: adenine phosphoribosyltransferase activity. Lineage: Eukaryota; Viridiplantae; Streptophyta; Magnoliopsida; Myrtales; Myrtaceae. The coding region runs from base 183 to 731 and encodes 182 amino acids. Gene Ontology annotation, cellular component: cytoplasm; cytosol.
CAUCUCCGAAAGAGUAAAUUUUUACACGUUGCGAAUGCAUUGCUCCCAUUGCUUCUCCCUCGUCCCUAUAUAUCAGCAGCAACUUCGAUCCUCCUCAUUUUUCAAAUUUCACCUCCUUCUCUCUCUCUCUCUCUCUCUCUCACGCCUCUUUCCAAGCUUGCAUUUUUCUUUUUCAGUGACAAAUGUCUGCGGACAAAGACGAGGACCCUCGCAUGUAUGGCAUCAAGUCCAAAAUCCGCGUCGUCCCUGACUUUCCCAAACCAGGAAUAAUGUUCCAAGACAUCACUACCCUGUUACUGGAUCCCAAGGCCUUCAAGGACACCGUCGACUUGUUCGUCGAGCGCUACAAGGACAGAAACAUUUCUGUUGUUGCAGGAAUAGAAGCUCGAGGUUUCAUAUUCGGCCCUCCUAUUGCCUUAGCGAUAGGAGCGAAAUUCGUUCCCUUGAGAAAGCCUGGGAAGUUGCCAGGCGAGGUCAUCUCUGAAGAUUACGUUCUGGAGUAUGGAAAAGAUUGCUUGCAAAUGCACGUCGGGGCAGUGCAACCUCAGGAACGAGCUUUGGUGGUUGAUGAUUUAAUUGCUACCGGUGGUACCCUUUGUGCAGCCAUGAAUUUACUUGAAUGCGUUGGAGCCGAAGUUGUCGAGUGCGCUUGCGUGAUUGAAUUGCCAGACUUAAAGGGUAGGGAGAGGUUGAAGGGAAAGCCUUUAUACGUGCUUGUGGAGUCCCAUUGAUUCUAGCAGCGCAUGUUGUGCUGUCCUUAGCGAAGCCUUCUUAGACGUGCAUUAGAACUGUAUUGGCUAUUGGUCACUUCUCAUCGGGACUCCAAUCUCGCCUUUGCUCUCUUCCGACCAUUGCUGAAUUUCGAUCGGCCUUGGUGAUUCGGUCGGACCAGCAUCGGUAAUUUUACCUGGCAAGAUCCUGGAAUGUUGUAUCGAAGAGCUUGUCUGGUCCGUGGGUACUUUUAGCUACUGUUUCUCAGGAGAAAAAACUGUAUUAACCUAAAUCCAUCAUCCCUGGUUCUAUUGAUGCGGAUCUUCUUAUUCAUGAACCGCAGCGUUGCUGAAUCUCAUCUCCAACCUUUGUCGGCUCGUAAACUUGUGUGGUAUCAAUUUAUAUCUCUGAAAUUCUGCAAUCAA